Trichoderma asperellum CBS 433.97 is the source of this 1073-nucleotide messenger RNA. It is a transcript of the gene ARD1, whose product is annotated as N-terminal acetyltransferase A complex catalytic subunit ard1. Gene Ontology annotation, cellular component: NatA complex. Gene Ontology annotation, molecular function: protein-N-terminal-glutamate acetyltransferase activity; protein N-terminal-serine acetyltransferase activity. Gene Ontology annotation, biological process: N-terminal protein amino acid acetylation. Lineage: Eukaryota; Fungi; Ascomycota; Sordariomycetes; Hypocreales; Hypocreaceae. The record is from RefSeq and is a predicted model, not a curated record.
CUUGCCUCUCUUUGCCAUCUUCUCUCUCUCUCUCUCUCUCUCUCACCACCAGAAACCAGCCAUAUUUCUGCUCAAACCUCACAACACUCACACACGCCCAAAAACCGCCCAUCAUGGACAUCCGACUCCUCACCACCGCCGACCUGCCGCUCAUCCAGCACGCCAACCUGGAGAACCUGCCGGAAAACUACUUCCUCAAGUACUACCUCUACCACGCGCUGUCGUGGCCGCAGCUCAGCUUCGUGGCGGUGGACGUCUCGCGCCCGCGCAAGGGGCCCUACGACUACCCCAAGAUUGUGGGCUACGUGCUGGCCAAGAUGGAGGAGGAGCCGACGGAUGGCGUGCAGCACGGGCACAUUACGAGCUUGAGUGUGAUGCGGACGCAUCGACGGCUGGGAAUUGCCGAGAAGCUCAUGAGACAAAGCCAGCUCGCCAUGGUGGAAACCUUCCAAGCAAAAUACGUCUCCCUCCACGUGCGCGUCUCCAACGUCGCCGCCAGACACCUCUACGAAGACACGCUCAAGUUCCGCAACGAAAAGACCGAGAGCAAGUACUACGCCGACGGCGAGGACGCCUACAGCAUGCGGCUCGACCUUGACGACGUGGCCGAGCUGGCGAAGCGCUAUGCUGGCGGCGGCGGCGAAGAUGAGGACAAGGACGAGGACAAGGACGGCGAGAAGAAGAGCAAGAAGACGACGACGAAUGGCGCCCCUGCCGCUGGAGCUACGGCUGACUUGGCGAUACGGAGCGAGGGCGUGGAUGAGGGCGAGGCGGUGGGCGAGGUUGGGAGAGAUCCGGAGGCGAAUGAUAAGGAGAAGAAGGUCAAGGUUGCGGUGGGGAGGGGAUUGGGAGUUGGGGAUUUGGUAGAGAAGGAUGAGAGCAAGCAUUAAAAAUGGCCAUUCUUCCUUUUUUUUCUUUUCUUCUUCUGUUUUCAAGUUGGGCUGUUUGUGUGUAUAAAAGUUGGGGAUUUAUGUUUAGAUGUUUCGACUUUACUUGUGGUUAUUUCCAUACCUCUCUUGUACUAUUUUUUCUGUUGGCAAGGAGGAGAUUGUCUCUUUUUUUUUUUUUUUUUU